This is a messenger RNA of Aphanomyces invadans, 1846 nucleotides long. RefSeq lists its product as hypothetical. Lineage: Eukaryota; Oomycota; Saprolegniomycetes; Saprolegniales; Verrucalvaceae. Gene Ontology annotation, molecular function: monooxygenase activity; oxidoreductase activity, acting on paired donors, with incorporation or reduction of molecular oxygen; iron ion binding. The transcript is spliced from 7 exons. The record is from RefSeq and is a predicted model, not a curated record. Bases 122 to 1687 code for a protein of 521 amino acids.
UUCAUGGGACAACGCUAGCGAGAUUUUCUCGAGUUCACUCGCUUGUUGUCGCGCACGAGGUAGUUGAUCGUCUUGGGUCAAGUCCUCCUUUUGCAAGGCAAAGUCCACUCGAGCACCCGCCAUGCAAAUCUCCCAGAUCCUGAUCGACCUUGCCGUGGCAAACCCUGUGAUAUACGGCCUUGUCAUCGCUCUGCCCGUCGUGGGCGGGAUGGUAGCGCACUACCUCUUCUUCAAUACACGGUUCGACGCGCUGAAAGCCAUUCCUGGACCUAAGCCAACGCAUUGGCUCUACGGAUCCUUGAAGGAGAUUAUGGAUACGAAGUGGAGCGAUGGACACUACCCGGAGCCCGCCCUCUCUUGGGUCAAAAAGUUUGGCGGCGCCGUGCAUUUCCGCUAUUCACUGGGCCAUCGCGUCCUUCUCACCGACCCUGAAGCACUCAAACACGUAUUCGUCACGAAUGCAGACAACUACCCCCGCGACUUUGCUGUUCGGGGGAACCUUCGGGACCUCACUGGAGGCGAUGGCCUGCUCAGCACGGAGGGCGAGACCCACCACCAUCAGCGCAAGAUGCUGACUCCGCUCUUCACACAUGCCAAGGUCAAGGAAUUUAUCAACAUUUUUGCCGACCACACGCAGCACCUGGUCAGCCAUUUGACGCCCGUUGUGGAUGCUGGCACUCCCGUGGACAUGCUGGAGAUGUUGACAAAGAUGUCGCUCGACAUCAUCGGCGUCGCGGCGUUCGGCUACAAGUUUGGUUCGCUCAAGAACGAGAACGAACGGGUGAUCGAGGCGUACAAAGUUAUGAACGAACCCCACGACCUCCUUCACUUCGUCGGGGCCCUCCUCAUUCCAGGCUUCCGCAGCUGGCCACUGCCUCGCCUGAUUCGACGUCGCCAAGCAAAGCGAAUGCUGUACGAGGCCGUCGACAACGUCAUUGCGACCAAGUUGAAGACUCCCACGGCGCCGUCUGCGUCCAAGGAUUUGCUAGACCUAAUGCUCGACGGUGAGCACACCGUGUCGGCAGAGGAAGCUCGAACCCACGUCAUGACGUUCAUGUUGGCUGGCCACGAGACCACGAGUUGCACGUUGGCCUGGGUGCUCGCAAUGCUGGCCACACACCCCACAGCCGAAGCGACGGUCCGAGCAGAGUGUCGCCAAGCUGCAGCCAAGCACGGCAAGACAAUUGGAUGGUCCGCGUUGGGCGAACUCAAAUAUGUGUUGGCUCUCAUCCAAGAAACGUUGCGAUUGUAUCCCUCCGUCUCACUCUUGGCCCCUCGUUUGUGCAUGCAAGACGAUUUGCUGCCCAUGGCCGACGGCAAGCCUUACCGUGUGCCAAAGGGCACCGUAACGACUGUGAACGUUGGGGCACUGCACCGCAACCCCAAGUAUUGGACUCAGCCGAACGAGUUUAUCUUGGAUCGGUUUGUCGACGGGUCGGCGACGUUUGCAGCGGACAAGGCAUUGCGCGGGGGUCAUGGCAAUACGUAUUAUUACAUGCCGUUUAGCACUGGUCCAAAGAACUGCAUCGGAAUGCGCUUCGCCAUGGCGGAGUUGCAAGUCGUCGUGGCCAACCUCGUGCUCAACCACACUUUCAAGUUGACGCAAGACGCUAACAUUAACCCCAUGGCGGCUGGCAUCACGAUAAAGCCUGUCGCUCUGGCCAUGACGAUCGAGUCGGUCGCGUAGCUUAUCUGCUUUUUCACGGUACUGUAGUUGUAGCCGGGCACACGCAGAGGAGGAGUAGGUAAAAUGAAGAAUGAAUUGGCAGGGUUAUGCUAUCUAGCUCUGCUACGUGAAUAUGGAAAGUUAAGGCGACUCGUGGGGAGAGUCGGUAGCAACCUAGGC